This is a messenger RNA of Melanaphis sacchari, 1115 nucleotides long. RefSeq names its product Golgi phosphoprotein 3 homolog sauron (gene sau). Gene Ontology annotation, molecular function: phosphatidylinositol-4-phosphate binding. The record is from RefSeq and is a predicted model, not a curated record. Gene Ontology annotation, cellular component: Golgi cisterna; cytosol; trans-Golgi network. Bases 147 to 1016 code for a protein of 289 amino acids. NCBI's taxonomy places the organism in Eukaryota, Metazoa, Arthropoda, Insecta, Hemiptera, Aphididae. Gene Ontology annotation, biological process: Golgi vesicle budding; retrograde vesicle-mediated transport, Golgi to endoplasmic reticulum; Golgi to plasma membrane protein transport. The transcript has 5 exons.
UAUUAUUGUGUAGACGUCAACAAAAAAAUCCUUAUCAAUAAUUGUGCGCUUUCGCCCUCUCGGAAUUCGCAUUCGCAUCAAAAACGCCAAUUUCUCACGUAAUACACUGGUGACUACACGCGAGAACUCACAUACGGUUCGCCGAGAUGAUGAUGAGCCGCGCCGAUGGUCUGGUGCAGAGGCGCAACGUCAACAGAGACAACGCGGACGGCGUGUCCAAGGAAAACGGCCAAUCGACGGCAGACAAACUUGACUACGAAGAGGACAUCGACGAUGGUGACUCGAAAGAAACACGGCUCACGUUAAUGGAAGAAGUGCUGCUGCUAGGUCUCAAAGACAAAGAGGGAUAUACAUCAUUUUGGAAUGAUUCAAUUUCAUCUGGCUUACGUGGAUGUAUACUUGUUGAACUUGCACUUCGUCAAAGAAUUGAACUAGAAAAGGCAGGGAUGCGAAGAAAAAGCUUACAAAUGAGAAAAGUAAUUAUAAAAAAUGAGACACCUACAGGUGAUGUUUUGUUAGACGAAGCUCUCAAACAUAUCAAAGAGACUAAUCCUCCUGAAACAAUACAAAGUUGGAUUGAAUAUUUGAGUGGUGAAACGUGGAAUCCUUUGAAAAUUAAAUAUCAAUUGAAAAAUGUUAGAGAACGAUUAGCAAAAAAUUUAGUAGAGAAAGGUGUUCUUACCACUGAAAAACAAAAUUUCCUUUUAUUUGAUAUGACUACCCAUCCAUUAACAGAUAAUGAAGCUAAAGUGAGACUAGUUAAAAAGGUACAAGAUGCUGUUUUGUCUCGAUGGAUUAAUGAUCCGCAUAGAAUGGAUAAACGACUAUUGGCUUUAUUAUUGUUGGCUCAAGCAUCAGAUGUAUUAGAAAGUGCAUUUUCUCCGUUAAAUGAUGAAGAUUAUGAAUUAGCCACUAGAAGAUUAAGAGAAUUAUCAGAUAUGGACUUAGAAGUUGAAUCAAUGAAAGGUUCUACUAAUGACGUAAUUUGGGCUGUAUUUGCCAAUUUCAAUAAAUAAGUUCAUUUGAGACCAAAUAGUUAACCAACAUUUUUAAUACAUUUCUGGGGGGAGAAUAUAUAUAUAUGUAAUAAAUAAUAAUGUUGUAUAAUCCUUUGC